Messenger RNA from Culicoides brevitarsis, 1513 nucleotides. RefSeq names its product actin, muscle. The record is from RefSeq and is a predicted model, not a curated record. Gene Ontology annotation, biological process: mitotic cytokinesis. The coding region runs from base 59 to 1189 and encodes 376 amino acids. Lineage: Eukaryota; Metazoa; Arthropoda; Insecta; Diptera; Ceratopogonidae. The transcript has 3 exons.
GUUCAAGUAUUGAUUUUUUGGUGAACGGACGCACAAGAACAAACAAAACCUAUUCAAAAUGUGUGACGAUGAUGUUGCUGCUCUAGUUGUCGACAAUGGCUCCGGUAUGUGCAAAGCCGGUUUCGCUGGAGAUGAUGCUCCACGCGCUGUCUUCCCAUCCAUUGUCGGUCGUCCACGUCACCAAGGUGUCAUGGUCGGUAUGGGACAAAAGGACUCAUAUGUCGGUGAUGAAGCCCAAUCCAAGAGAGGUAUCUUGACCCUCAAGUACCCCAUUGAACACGGUAUCAUCACUAACUGGGAUGAUAUGGAAAAGAUCUGGCAUCACACUUUCUACAAUGAAUUGCGUGUUGCCCCAGAAGAGCACCCAGUCUUGUUGACUGAAGCCCCAUUGAACCCCAAAGCCAACCGUGAAAAGAUGACACAAAUCAUGUUUGAAACCUUCAACUCCCCCGCCAUGUAUGUUGCCAUCCAAGCUGUCUUGUCUUUGUAUGCCUCUGGUCGUACCACCGGUAUCGUCUUGGAUUCCGGAGAUGGUGUUUCCCACACUGUCCCAAUCUACGAAGGUUAUGCCUUGCCCCAUGCCAUCCUCCGUUUGGACUUGGCUGGUCGCGAUUUGACCGACUACUUGAUGAAGAUCUUGACUGAACGCGGUUAUUCCUUCACCACCACCGCUGAACGUGAAAUCGUUCGUGACAUCAAGGAAAAAUUGUGCUAUGUCGCCUUGGACUUCGAACAAGAAAUGGCCACCGCCGCUGCCUCUACCUCAUUGGAGAAAUCCUAUGAAUUGCCCGACGGUCAAGUCAUCACCAUCGGAAACGAACGCUUCCGUUGCCCCGAAGCCCUCUUCCAACCCUCAUUCUUGGGUAUGGAAUCCUGCGGUAUCCACGAAACCGUCUACAACUCCAUCAUGAAGUGCGACGUCGAUAUCAGAAAGGACUUGUAUGCCAACACUGUCAUGUCUGGCGGUACCACCAUGUACCCCGGUAUUGCUGAUCGCAUGCAAAAGGAAAUCACCGCCCUUGCUCCAUCUACCAUCAAGAUCAAGAUCAUCGCUCCCCCAGAACGUAAAUACUCCGUCUGGAUCGGUGGAUCUAUCUUGGCUUCCCUCUCCACUUUCCAACAAAUGUGGAUCUCAAAGGAAGAAUACGACGAAUCUGGCCCAGGCAUUGUUCACCGCAAAUGCUUCUAAAUUCAUUGAACAACUUAAUUUCAUUAUUUCUAAUUUUCUUAUCAUCCAUUUUAUUUUCAAUCUUUGUGUUUUUUUGAAAAUAUCAAACGUCUUUUUUGUACAAUGACAUCCAACAUCCACGAAAAAGAAAACAACAACAACAACAACACCAAAGAUCAACCGCAGCAUGAAUAACAAACACACGCAUCCAACCAUCAAAAACACUUUUUUAGAUACGGAUAAGUGCAAAAAUACCUAUUUUGUUAAUAUAUAAAUUAUAUUUAUACAAAUAAAUAAAUAAAUUAUUAUAUAAUUAUCUUUAUAAUAAAACCAGUUGCAACAUUA